Pleuronectes platessa (European plaice) is the source of this 3930-nucleotide messenger RNA. RefSeq names its product cadherin 1, type 1, E-cadherin (epithelial) (gene cdh1). The transcript is spliced from 18 exons. Gene Ontology annotation, molecular function: cadherin binding; calcium ion binding. NCBI's taxonomy places the organism in Eukaryota, Metazoa, Chordata, Actinopteri, Pleuronectiformes, Pleuronectidae. Gene Ontology annotation, cellular component: cytoplasm; catenin complex; plasma membrane. The record is from RefSeq and is a predicted model, not a curated record. Gene Ontology annotation, biological process: cell morphogenesis; cell-cell junction assembly; multicellular organism development. Bases 311 to 3193 code for a protein of 960 amino acids.
UGUGUGUGUGUGUGCGCUGUGGAUGUGCUACAGCAGCCAGUGAGACCGAUACUACCGGUUUCUGUCUCCUCGAGGUGUGUUCAGCGGCGUGACCCCACCAGGAACACGGAAGCCGCGCACCUGUGAGCUGACGUCACACGCUGAGAGUACCUGCAGCUACACGUCCAGCUGAACUCAGUUACUGAAACUAGCUUCACGACGCGAGACAAAGGAGCCACGACGACUGUUCGCUGAGGGAUAUAUCCAGCAUUCGUUUCCACUUUUUGUGACUUUCAUCGAGAGGAAUAGAGAGAAAAGGACAAAUAAGCAGAUGGGGACCGCUUGGCUCGCGGCUGUGGGCAUUUUAUUCGUCGCUUUUCAGGCCUUAGAGAGCACAGAGGAGCCAAAAUGUGUACCUGGAUUCAAGUCAGAUGUGUUGAUCUUCAGAGUGACCAGAAAGCACCUGGGGCCGGGUGCAAGGCUGGGCAGAGUGGGCUUCAAUGACUGCACAAACCGCACAACAUUUCUUAUCAUCAGUAAUGACAGACGUUUCAUCGUACAUCCAGAUGGGAUAUUGAUGGUAGCGAGAGAGGUUUUUCUUCAUGAAGGACACCUUGACUUCUUUAUCCAUAUUUGGAACUCGCAUGGUAAAAAAAUUACAGUUCCUGUCAAGGUAGUGCACCAUGGACUUCACCGUGGGCAUCACCAAAGGGAUAACCACGGGCAUCAGCUUGUGCAUCACCAAGGGGAAAACCAUGGGCAACAUCCAGAGAGAACCCAUGGGCAUCACCAACAGAAAACUCAUGGGCAUCACCAAGGGAAAAACCAGGGAGAUCAUCAUGGUCAUUCACAUUCGCAUCACCAAGGGAAAAACCCGCUAAAUGUUGAGCAUCACCUCGGAGAGAACAGACACCACAACAAUCAGCACCACCUGAAUGAAGUGGACUCUGCUAACAAAACAGAGAAUGCAACCACCCCAGAGGUGCCUGUUUUGAAAUUCCCCAAGUCUGGUGUUGGAUUGAAGAGGAGGAAGAGAGACUGGGUUAUUCCUGCCAUUAAUGUUGCUGAAAAUCACAGAGGACCCUAUCCCUUUAAAGUAUCUCAGAUCCGUUCUAAUAAAGAUGAUGUGAAGACGAUAUAUUACAGAAUCACUGGUCCAGGAGCUGAUAAGCCUCCCAACGGCCUUUUCACAAUGGACAGGAUCACUGGUAGUUUGUAUCUGACACAGCCUCUAGACAGAGAGAAGGUGGACAAGUACACGUUUCAAGCACAUGCCGAGGCAGAGGGGUCACGAAAUGCCGAGGAGCCGAUGGAUAUUGUAGUGAAUGUAAUAGACCAGAAUGACAACAAACCUGCUUUUUUUCAAGAUACAUUUCUGGGAGAAGUUCCUGAAUCAUCACCAACAGGAUUUGAGGUGAUAACGGUUGUGGCCACAGAUAUCGACGAGCCGGAAAAUGCAAAUUCGAUUGUUCGUUAUCGUAUUCUGACCCAGGAUCCAGAGUUUCCCAGUGGCCCACUGUUUGCGAUCAACCCAGUCACUGGAGCAAUCAGAGUCAAUGCCCGUGGGCUAGACAGAGAGAAACACCCAAAGCACACUCUGGUGAUAGAGGCAGCAGACAUGGAGGGAGAAGGGUUGACUGUAACUGCAAAAGUAAUCAUCACUGUAUCAGACAGCAAUGACAACCCUCCAGCUUUCACUCAGUCCACUUAUGAUGCAACGGUACCAGAAAAUAGAGUGGACGCUCUGGUCAUUACGAUGGCAGUAACAGAUGGUGAUGAGCCACAUUCACCAGCCUGGAACGCCAAAUUCAAGAUUGUUGAUGGUGAUCCUGGAGGCCUGUUCACAAUCGCAACAGGAAGUAACAAACAGGAAGGGAUCAUUACUACUGCCAAGGGUCUUGACUUUGAAAUGCUCCGCAAGCACACUCUGUUGGUUGCAGUGGAGAAUGACAUCCCAUUUGCUACUCCACUGCCUACUGCCACAGCCACAGUGGUGGUGAACGUGCAGGAUGUCAACGAAGCUCCAGUCUUUGAACCAGUUGAAAAGUUUGUGUCCAAACGGGAGAACCUUCCUGUUGACAGUGACGUGGUGCAGUACAUUGCUUCUGACCCGGACAUUGCACGCAAACAGACAGUCAUGUAUAAAAUAAUCAGCGACCCUGCAGGCUGGCUGAACGUGGCCAAGGACACAGGCCUGAUUAAGGUGAAAGGGAUCAUGGACAGAGAGUCACACUUUGUCAAGGACAGCAAAUACACAGCACUCAUUGGUGCAUACGACAAUGAUGAAGUCCCGGCCACAGGAACUGGUACUCUGAUUAUACAGCUUGAAGACGUUAAUGACAAUGCACCCAUAAUUGAAGAACGUACAAUAAAGGUGUGUUACAAGGAAUCGGCUCCUCAGCUGCUUUCAGUAACAGAUAAAGAUGGACCUGGCUUUGCUGCUCCAUACAGUGUCUCUUUACAGGGCAUGUCCAAGAACAACUGGACCGCUCGGAUGAAUGAUUCCAAAACGGGUAUCGUACUUACUUUAAACACUGAGCUGGAAAGUGGAGAAUACAUUGUGGUCCUGAGGCUUAGAGACAACGAUGGCAUGGAACAGGACAACACCGUCCAGGCCACAGUGUGUGACUGCACAGGAAAAAUUGUGUCCUGUUCAGGGCGAAUUGCUGGUGGGAGCAGCCUGCCCAUGAUUCUUGGAAUACUGGGAGGCAUCCUGUUGUUGCUCAUGCUUGUGCUGCUACUACUGCUGUUUGCGAGACGGAGAGGAGGAGAAAAGAAGGAGCCUCUCCUGCAGGACGAUGAUAUCAGAGACAACAUAUAUUACUAUGAUGAGGAGGGAGGUGGAGAGGACGAUCAGGACUAUGACCUGAGUGUUCUCCACCGUGGUCUGGACAACCGGCCAGAUGUGUUCAGGAACGACGUGAUGCCAAACUUCAUGCCGGCUCCUCAGUACCGGCCUCGCCCUGCCAACCCAGAGGAAAUUGGCAACUUCAUUGAUGAUAAUUUGAAGGCAGCAGACAAUGACCCCACAGCGCCCCCCUAUGAUUCCCUGCUGGUUUUCGACUAUGAGGGCGGUGGCUCUGAUGCAGGAAGCCUCUCCUCACUGAACUCGUCGAGCAGCGGAGACCAGGACUACAACUGCCUGAACGAAUGGGGACCCCGCUUCAAGAAACUGGCAGACAUGUAUGGCGGAGGAGAGGAUGAUAUGAUGUAAAUGUACCAAAGAAAAAACUAUAUGUUAAGGUGGAUGCACGUAAGGCUGCGUGAAUGUUAGUUUGAUCGACACAUGGACUGAUAAGAAUGCAUCCCAGGAAAACUACUCUCAGACAGACAUCAGUAGGCUCUUGAAUGUUGUUUUUUCUUUUUGGGGAUUGUGGUUUACCUUACAGUGCAGUCCCAUCAGCAGUUAACAGCCACCGCUCAAAGCCAGGGGAUGUUGUUUUUGAUUUGCUUUGUACAGGAGUUCCCCAUUUUGACUGGUUUAGCUCUGUCUUUUAGAUCCCUGUUUGACCUCUAGGCUAAAGACAAAAUCUGCUUUGUUUAUUCUCUGUUCACUAUGUUCCGGAGGCACAUGUUCAGUCUAAAUAUGGAUUUAGAUGCAUUAGCCUGCCUUUAUGCUGGGUGAAACUGGACACACACACAUGCUUGUAGUUGCACUGGUAACAUGUGUAAAUUUGGCAAUUUAUGGUACUUUAAAUUUUGUACAAUUACAUGUCAGUUUUGUUUUUCUGUUUGAGGAAUGAAAUUAUAUAUAAUCAAAGCAAAAUCCAGGUAGCCAGCUAACUGUGGUCAUGAGUUAUCAAUAAAUGCUUUUUAAAAAUCAUUGGUAAGUAUCUGUUCAAUAGACAACUUUAUUAUAUUGCAAUGUCAAAACUUUUUAUAGUUAACUCCAAAGGUACUUUAUUACAAACUGUUGAUUUUUAAUUUUUAUAAAAUGUCUUAAUACAAAGA